This is a messenger RNA of Cylas formicarius (sweet potato weevil), 1917 nucleotides long. RefSeq lists its product as uncharacterized. NCBI's taxonomy places the organism in Eukaryota, Metazoa, Arthropoda, Insecta, Coleoptera, Brentidae. The transcript is spliced from 4 exons. The record is from RefSeq and is a predicted model, not a curated record. The coding region runs from base 1327 to 1794 and encodes 155 amino acids.
UUUUGGUUGGGCUCGCUUUUGUUGGGAAAAUUUAAAAAUAAUUCAUUUCAUUGGCUUCCGUUCGAAUAGUAAUUGCUAUUUGGAAAUUAAAAUGACGCCAUUGUUUUUGUUUAUAGCAGACAGACAAUGAAUUAAUACAAAUAGAUGUUUAUUUUCAAAUUCUACAAAAGGUAUUCAGUCCCCUCUCGAUAAUGUUAUUUAAUAAAUAAACAGAAAAAAAUUACUCGUUUAUUUUGAAAGUCUUAAGGGUCAAGGUAAGCUCACACGCGACCUACAUUUCAUUCGAUGUCGAAUACGUAUUUAAUUUAAUUAGCCUAGAGUUUAGUGAAUGGGUGGUGCAUAAUUCUUGGAAAUGGAGAUACAUAUUUUUUACACAUUUUUUCCUGUCCUACAAAAUAAGAGGUAAUAUAUUAUUAUUUUAAGAUUUUAGUUAACUUUGCAAUUUAUUUAGGUAUAAAAAACAAAAUUAAAUAAUAAAUAUAAAAACCGAAAUAUACAGUGUCGCCACUAAAUUAAUUAAUUUUUUCUUGUAUUUUUUAGGUCAGUUACUUCUCUCAAUUUUAAUAAAAUGAAACUUCAUUUGGUUUUAAAAACUUUCGCGAUUUCUGUGGGUGCAUUUGACGAUUUUUUUUGGAAAUCGAGAAUUUAAGAUAUAUUUAAAAAAAGACCCUUUGUUAGGUUUUCAGUCUAGUACAACUAAGUAGUUUGAUUCCUAUUUCUUUAAAUUAGCGUGUAGAUUGGAAAAACGUGAAAAAAAGCAAGUUUGUCCGAAAAGUGAAAAAAAAAACCUUUUCGAAGGUCGUUGUUCAAUAUUUUCGAAAAGAACCUGUGUUAUGGUAUUUAAAAAAAACAAUUUUGACAGGUAAAACUCGCAAAUUCAUAAUUCAUAAACAAUGUUGCCAUAUGAUGCGGCUUUAGUGGCGACGCUGUAUAUACCUUGAACGAUUUGAUAAAUAAAUAAAAAGACCUUCGAAAAUCCCGACCAAUUAGUACUCCCAAAAAUAUUUAAAUUAACGAGCAAACAAGCUAAAAAUCACCUCCCAUUGAAGGAUGUUUUACUAAUGUGUAGAAAAUUCAAAUUAAAAUUGUGACCGUACGCGCUGUUUCCGCCAGUAAUGGGGAAAUAACGUAAAAUCUUGGGUUUUUCGAGGAACGCCGAGAUGAACAACCUUCGGUCGCUAUUUUAAAAAAUCUUCAAGUUCGACGAGAAUUUGCAGACCUGAUUUAAGUGGGGACGUCGAUAUGUCAAUAAAUACAAAGACGCUUCGGUUAUUUUUUAAAAAGUUUUGAAAUUUUGUCGAAUUUCGUUCAGUUCGCGUACACGAAAUGAAUUUGAGCAUUUUUCUAAGUGUUUUACUGGUUUACCAAGUGACGUGUGCGCCCCUCGAAUUAGAAUCAAACGCCGACGAAUCCGUUAGAAGAGUUCGAUCGCCACAUUUGAAGAAAAAACAUUACGGACUUUUCGGCGGCUUUGGGGGGGAUUACGGGCACGAAAGUUAUGGCCCCGGCGGCGGGCACGGUGGUUUCGGUCACGGCGGCCAUUAUGGGACACACGGGGUUGGUUACGGGCAUUAUCCCGAACACCAUUAUAAUCACGGAGGACACCAAGGUGGUGGUGCUUUUGCGCAAAGUUCUGCUUCUGCGGGUUCAGUAGGUGGAUUUGGAGGCCACGGGAUUUCCCAAAGUCAGGCUAAUAGCCAGUCCGCUUCUUUUUCCGUUGGACCAUUUUCAGCUAGUUUUUCCCAAAGCGCUGCCCAAUCGCAGUCGAAAGGUGCCGGAUUCUACGAUUACUGAAGAAAAUUAAUGAUUAUUAUGUAAGGACUUUGUGAUAUUUCAGCCCAUGGCAGUAGGUUAUUUAUUUAAAUAAAACGCUUGGAUUGAAUUGCCAUUUGUUUGUUUGUGUACGAUAAAAAAACA